AUGUCUCACGAUACAGUCUACUUCUCGCGCCCUCGCAACAUGGGCAAAGCUGCCAUCGGCUGCCGUGUGACCGGCGACAAGAAGAAGAGCGGCGUCAUCCGCAAGUACGGACUGAACAUGUCGAGGCAAGCAUUCCGCGAGAAGGCGGCGGACAUCGGGUUCCAGAAGGUGAGUCGUUCCGAUUCGAGAAAGUUGGAAAAAGGGAAUUCGACGAGGGCGUGA
This is a messenger RNA of Zymoseptoria tritici IPO323, 222 nucleotides long. RefSeq names its product 40S ribosomal protein S29. The record is from RefSeq and is a predicted model, not a curated record. NCBI's taxonomy places the organism in Eukaryota, Fungi, Ascomycota, Dothideomycetes, Mycosphaerellales, Mycosphaerellaceae. Gene Ontology annotation, biological process: translation. Gene Ontology annotation, molecular function: zinc ion binding; structural constituent of ribosome. Gene Ontology annotation, cellular component: cytosolic small ribosomal subunit; ribosome. The transcript has 2 exons. The coding region runs from base 1 to 222 and encodes 73 amino acids.